Molecule: messenger RNA, 4443 nt
Organism: Parastagonospora nodorum SN15
Lineage: Eukaryota; Fungi; Ascomycota; Dothideomycetes; Pleosporales; Phaeosphaeriaceae
Exons: 2
Coding region: 1-4443 (1480 amino acids)
Biological process (GO): transcription initiation at RNA polymerase II promoter
Cellular component (GO): transcription factor TFIID complex
Molecular function (GO): chromatin binding; RNA polymerase II general transcription initiation factor activity; transcription cis-regulatory region binding
Source: RefSeq, a predicted model, not a curated record
AUGGCGCCGCCCCUCGAGAUCGCCGCCGCCCCGGACGACGCCUCGACGGGCGACACUUUCCAGCUAUUGAAGCAGACGCUGGAGCUCGACAUCAGCUUCUGUCCGCGCCAGGUCACGGGAAAGACGACACUCGACAUAUUACCCGAGAGAGGGCAGCUGCGCGAGGUCAUCCUCAACGCUAGGCAGCUCAAACCGACCCAAAUCAAGAUUGAGGGACAGACGGCGAGCUUCAACUACUCGAACCUGCACCAGCGCAUGACACUGUACCCCGGCACCGACCUCGGCCAAUACCACUUCCCCAAAGACCGGAUCCAGCGACAUGUCAACGAAGGCGCGGACGAGCUGGUCGUGUACUUGCCCGACAGCGUCAAGAUACGGGAAGUGAAGCCCGAGGAAGCCGGCCAGCCUCUCGAUGCGCAGGGCACCUUUUACGCCCCGCUCAAGGUGGAGAUAGACUAUAUCUUGGACGACUUCAGGGACGGGCUGCAUUUUGCCGGCGUCGAGGAUGGAGACUCCCGUUUCCCGCAUGCCUACACGCGCAACUCGCCCUUUCCCGGCACCGCAUCCUGCCUGUUUCCUUGCAUAGACGACGGCGAGACUAGGUGUCCCUUCGACGUGGCCAUCCGGUAUCCGCGUACCAUGGGCGAUGCGCUCAGCAAGCACUCACCAGGAUCAGGCACCGGCCAGGCGCUUGUCAAUGGAGUAGACAAGGCGGACAGUGUCAUGUCUGACUCAGAUGACGAUGCAGGGUUCUCCGAAGAGGAGAAGGCCAUGGAGAUGCAAGUCAUCUGUUCUGGCGUUCUGACCGACGACAUUCUGGAUCCCGCAGACUCCUCGCGCAAGACUGCCAGCUUCACGUGCGAAUCCCUUGUCCUCCCCCAGCAUGUUGGAUUCGUCAUCGGCCCAUUCGAGCACGUGGACCUCUCCGACUACCGCGAUCUUGCCGACGAAGAACGUCUCGCCGAGAGCGCCAUCAAAGUACACGCCUUUUGUCUGCCCGGCAGGGAAGACGAGGUGCGCAACAGCGCUAUGAUGCUUGCAAGAGCUCUCGACAGCUUCACAGAACGGUUCCAAAGUUACGCAUUCGGCAAUGCGUACAAGCUUGCCUUCGUGGACGACCUCGACUGCGACGCUUCCCAUACUGCCUCCUUCUCCAUCUGUAGCUCCAGGCUGCUAUUUCCAGAGACGAUCUGGGAGCCACUUGAACACACCACCAGGGUCUUGGUACACGCGGUUGCCAGCCAAUGGAUUGGAGUCGACGUUAUUGCACGAGACAUCUAUGACUAUUGGAUAAUCGUUGGGGCCUCUUGGUUCAUGGCCGAGCUCUACUUGCGCGAGCUCUUUGGCCGAAACGACUGGAGAUUCCGCCAAAAGUUGAUGGUCGACAAGGUCAUACAGAUGGACAAGAAGCGGCCUUCGCUGCAACGCCUCGGCCAAUACCUGCAGCUGGAUCACGCCGAGCAAGAAUUCAUGGAACUCAAGUCCCUCAUGGUUCUCUCCAUCCUACACAACCGAUUGGUCAAACAGAGUGGGAAGAAUGGUGUUGAUCGAUGUCUCUACCGACUAUUGUUCAAUGCCCGUCAAGGCAAAUACGACAAUGGCGCGAUCACGACAGAAGACUUCCUCGACAUAUGUGAGAAGGUCGGGCAUCAGAAGCUCGACUCUUUCUUCAGUCAGUGGGUUGUGGGAUCAGGAUGCCCCAACUUCGAGUGCUUUCCGUCGUUCAACAAGAAGAAGCAAGUCGUGCAACUUCAAAUUCGACAGAUACAGGCAGAUUCGACCGUCACAACCAUUGAGAACGCUCUAUCAGCCGACGACUUUAUGCGAGAAGCGAAAGAGAGCGCACAUGGCUUUCUGCAUGGGAAUGAGUUCCCGACUUUCGUCGGUCCUAUGACCAUUCGGAUACACGAAGCUGAUGGCACACCAUACGAGCAUAUUGUUGAUAUCAACUCAUCUAAUGUAAAGGUCGAGAUUCCCUACAAUACAAAGUACAAGCGCCUGAAGCGGAAUCGCCUGAACAAAGAACGACAGGCUGCCGCGGCUGGGCUUGAUGCGUCAGGCGAAGCUCAAGAGGAUGUCACCUUCUACAUGCUGGGCGAUGUCUUUGGAACAGCAAAAGAGCAAGAAGAAUGGCGACUCAGCGACUGGCCUGCUGAAGACGAGGCCAAGAUGGAGGGAGAAGCUUACGAGUGGAUCCGCAUCGACGCUGACUUUGAGUGGAUAUGUCGAGCGCACAUCAAUGACAUGCCAUCUUAUAUGUACGUUUCUCAGCUACAACAAGAUAAGGACGUUGUUGCGCAGUACGAAUCCAUACAGUUUCUGGCCAGCAAGGAAGGGCAUAGAUUGAUCUCUACAUUCCUGGUCAAAACGCUCAUGGACAAUCGAUAUUUCCAUGGUAUUCGGACAUAUGCUGCCGAUGUCAUGGCUCAGAGCGCCUUGAAGCGAACGGAAUGGACGGGGCUGUACCAUCUUAAGAAGGCUUUCCGCGAGCUCUUCUGCAUCCCAGGUUCCCCAAUGACGCGAUCGAAUGACUUUUCAGACCGAAGCUUGUAUCUGAUACAAUGCGCUAUCCCAAAAGCAAUCUCCAAGAUCAAGGGCGAGGAUGGAAGAGCACCUCUGGAAGCAAAGCGUUUCCUGCUCGACAUCAUUCGUUACAAUGACAACAGGGGAAACGAAUACAGUGACGACUACUACAUCUCGACUCUGAUGCACUGUCUGGCAGAUUGUCUCACCGCCAAUAAGAGUGGUGAUAUGGAGCUGUUCGACGCCGAGACAGAGCGCGACGAGUUUGAGUUCACCAAGAAGGCCAUCGAAGAGCUCACACGUCAUCAGCGUCUCGAUGAAUGGAUACCCACGUACCAGAACGUGUACACGACAACUGCACUUGACUGCGCUCGCAAGCUCAUCAUGAAUCGCGUCACUCCCUUUAAGCCAUCCGAGUUCCUGCAGUAUGCCCAGCUUGGCAAUGCUGACAAUGUGCGACUGAAGGCAUGGGACUGUCUGGUACGGCUUGGUAUGUUGCGGAAGGAUGCAGUCUUGAAGUUCUUGAUGCACGACAUUCGAUCUGAUCCGUCGCCAUAUUUCAGGAAGCAGCUUCUACGUGUCUUCAGCUUUGCGAUCGGUCAAAUUGCGACAGGCGAUGUCUACACGCCAGAGAAGCCCGCCGACAAUACUCUUGGUGGUCUGGUAGUUGAGACAGAUGCCGAUAACUCGGACCGUGCCAGCCAGCUUGCCCGACAGAACCUGAACGGUGCCCAGCGAGGAUUGAAGACAGACCUUCAAAACAACCAGACCUUGAAGGAUGCACUCGAGGAGGCUUUGAAUUCCAAGACCUUGUCGACCAGCGAUAUGUUGGAACUCCUGGACUUCUGUAACAUGGUAUUCGACCAUCUCAAGCGCAACACACUGCCUAUCGUUCUGCGUAUGCCACGCUACUGGAGAAUGGAGAACCUCGGACAAGGUCGCCUACGCUUCACACAAACAGGCGCCUACCGAAAGAGGUCGAAGCCAGCUCAUGUCCCGGUUGUCGAAGAUGUGGUUGCACCCGUACCCUUGGUGCCGAUGGCACCUGUCGUCCAAGCCCCACCACCGGUGUCUGCACCGAAACUGAAGAUGUCGCUAAAGCUGAAGCCAGCUGGAUCGCCUCCGCCUCCAUCGGCCGACCCGGGACCACCCAAGUCGAGACAGCAGUCGGGAAUGUUCUCCCCACCGGUCGUCAACUCUCCAACGUCUUUACCAGAGUCGGCAAAGGCAUCUCGUGCACCUACUCCGGCAGCUGCCAAGCCCGAGUCUCGAGCACCAACGCCAAAGCCCUCACCCGCACCGGUGGUAGCACCGCCCUCGAAGCCGGCGACUCCGGCACCUGUUGUAAAGACACCAGUUCCACCACCUGCGCCUCCUGCACCUGUCGUUGCGGCACCAUCACGACCUGCGCCAGCGCCUGUCAGCAUUCCAACUGGCAUCUCUACACCACCAGCCAUUCACUCUCCCAUCCCGCUUCCAACGACAACGACCAAACUCAAGAUCAAGACAAAGCUCGGCCCGGCAUCCGCCUCUGCCAGAGCAUCAGCAGCACCCUCGCCCCGACCGUCCGCUGCGCCCUCUCCUCGACCUUCAGCCGCCCCCUCUCCCCGACCCAGCGCAGCAGCCGUCCCUACAAUCAAGGCCCCCACGCCUGCCUCCUCAUCUGCGACGCCUAAGGGGCCAAAGCAGAAGCGCAAGAUCGUCAAGCUUUUCCUGCGCCCGGAACUGCUCGCACGAUUCACAAACGAUCGCAAGAGAAAGCUGCAAGUUGACGAUAGCGAUAGGCCGCUUAAGAGGCAGAGUCUGGAGCCGAAGAGUGGGAGGAAGACUGGGCUCGUGCAGUGGGAUAAGUAUGGAGGCGACAAGCCGAGAUUGAUCGUUAAGAUGAAGGUGGGCAAGGGGAAGUUGCCUAUCGAAUAG